Messenger RNA from Prorocentrum cordatum, 912 nucleotides. NCBI's taxonomy places the organism in Eukaryota, Dinophyceae, Prorocentrales, Prorocentraceae. The record is from the annotation of a GenBank genome assembly.
AUGAUCGCGCGGCGCAAGCGCGUGCUGGCGGCGGAUAACACAGAGCUGCUGGACGACUGGCUGCUGCGGCAGGCGGGGACCGGCGCCGCCCGCGUCUGCGUGGUGCUCGAGGCCCCGGUGCCGCCGCGGGACGUCGAGCUCCACUGGCAGCCCGGGGUCCCGCCAGCGCCCCCAGCGCACGAGUGCCUCCGCCGCAUCGAGCCGGACUCAGACGAGGACAGCGACGAGGCCGCCGACCCAGACGACGGCACGGGGACCUUCCUGGGCUACCUGGCGCGGCGAGCCUUGGGCGGCCUGCCCAGCGGCAGCGUCCUGGUCGGAGAGCGAACCAGGACAGUUUGGUAUCUAAGCAGGCCCAGCACCGGAGCCAUGCAGACGGGCGCCGCGCUCUGCGCCAUCUGCGCCGCAGUGCUGCCCUGGACCGGCUCGGCGUCGGCGUGGGUGCAGAAGAAGUGCGCUGGCGAGCAGUGCACGGACCCGCAGUACCCGAUACUCGACUACAACGGUGACAAGUGCGUCUGCCGCCAGCACCCGUGCUGGAAUGAUGACGGCAAGGUGCACAGCUGCGUGAACCCCGAGGCCCCGUACUUGGCGUUCGCAUACCUGGCCGACGGCAAGCUGGUGUGCAGCUGCCAGAAGAAUCCCCACUUCGGCUCGGUUUACCUGGCGCAGGACGUCUGUCCAGGCAGCACCUGCACCGAGGAGAACACGCCCAUCCUGGAGUACAGCGAAGACAGCAACGGGUGCGUCUGCUCCAGCCAUCCUUGCCUGAACGACAACGGCAUGACGCAUUCCUGCAAGGAUGAUGCCACCAGCGACUAUCCGAUUCUCACGUUCAGCUACGACAAGAACGAGAAGCUCAAGUGCGGCUGCAGCAAGAAGUUCGUCCCCCCGGGAGAGAAGGAACUCUGA